Panicum hallii is the source of this 1386-nucleotide messenger RNA. Its product is annotated as methylsterol monooxygenase 1-1-like. NCBI's taxonomy places the organism in Eukaryota, Viridiplantae, Streptophyta, Magnoliopsida, Poales, Poaceae. Gene Ontology annotation, molecular function: iron ion binding; C-4 methylsterol oxidase activity. Bases 202 to 1107 code for a protein of 301 amino acids. Gene Ontology annotation, biological process: sterol biosynthetic process. The record is from RefSeq and is a predicted model, not a curated record. The transcript is spliced from 5 exons.
CUCGUUCUCUCCGCCGGCCCACCACUCACUCUCCUCGUCUCCUCCAUAGCAAGGGGGAAGGAAGGAAGGCGCCGGCGAACGGAAGCGCCUCGAAAGCGGGAGCUGCUCGGCGGCGGCGGCGGCACGAACCCCGGGAAUUGCGGACAGGUCACUCAGGUCCCGCACUCCGCCCGCGGUGGUGCAGAAGGGUGCUCGCCGGAGAUGCUGCCCUACGCGACUGCGGCGGAGGCGGAGGCGGCGCUGGGCCGGGCCAUGACGCCCGCCGAGGCGCUGUGGUUCCGGUACACCGCGGGGGUGUCGGACUACCACCUCUACUGCUGCAACAUCCUCUUCCUCUUCGUCGUCUUCACGCUGGCCCCGCUCCCCGUCGCGCUCCUCGAGCUCCGUGCCCCCGCCGCCGUCUCGCCGUACAAGCUGCAGCCCCGGGUGCGGCUCUCCAGGGCGGAGUUCGUCCGCUGCUACAAGGACGUCCUCCGCAUCUUCUUCCUCGUCAUCGGCCCGCUCCAGCUCGUCUCCUACCCGGCCGUCAAGAUGGUGGGAAUUCACACGCAGCUUCCAUUGCCGUCCCUUGGAGACAUGGCCGCUCAGCUGCUGGUAUACUUCCUUGUUGAGGACUACCUCAAUUACUGGAUCCACAGGCUCCUCCACGGGGAGUGGGGGUACCAGAAAAUCCACCACGUCCACCAUGAGUUCACGGCACCUAUCGGCUUCGCAGCUCCAUACGCACACUGGGCUGAGGUUCUGAUACUUGGCAUCCCCUCCUUUGUUGGGCCAGCCAUCGCUCCAGGCCACAUGAUCACGUUCUGGGUCUGGAUUGUACUCCGCCAGGUGGAGGCUAUCGAUACACACAGCGGCUUUGAUUUCCCAUUCACUCCGACGAAGUAUAUUCCAUUCUAUGGCGGAGCAGAAUACCAUGACUAUCAUCAUUAUGUAGGAGGCCAGAGCCAAAGCAAUUUUGCUUCUGUUUUCACAUACUGUGAUUAUCUGUAUGGGACUGAUAGAGGUUACAGAUUCCACAAGGCGUACCUAGCAAAGCUGAAGGAUCUUGGGCAAAAUGAUGGUGAGAAAGGAGAUGGCAAGGGACUCAGCUAUGCGAAAUUGGACUAGAUUGCUCGAUACAGUGCCUCCUGAGUGUCUCCAUGAUCGAUCGAGUUCACUGUGGCAUCACGAAAUGGGAGAUCUGCCUGAGUUGGGCUGGGCAUGCGUGGUGUUCUGAUUUCUGAAACAGGCAUUCAGCUUUCAGCUGCGUUGCCCUGUGUUUUCAAGUGUUUGUGAACUUCUAUGGAACUUGUACGCUGACCAAUAACAAUGCAACUCUCAGAUAGUCUUCUCAUGGACGCAUGCUUUGAUUAUUUUGAAUUAAUUGCUGUAUAGUUCUUGAGAAAC